AUGUAUCCAUACUUACACAUUUCAACUAAAGUACCAACGGAUUUAAAACCACCCCAAUUAGCAAUUUCAACACAAACAAUAUACCGUCACCGGAAUUUUACAACAACAAUUACUUUAUCUACUUCUUGGAGAGAAUACCACCACCUUUCUUCUCAACAAAUAAUUAAGGCUUGUUUUGCAAUGACAUGUGUAAAAGAAACUGACAGAGAGAUAAUACCAUCAUGCUCAAUUUGUCAUCCUGAUCGGGCUUUAGUUGAAAUUGACCAUUAUGAUGAACUUGAAAUAGGACCUUCUACUCUAAAAGAUGGGUUAGAAAAAUACUCAUUUAAUUGUUGUAAGUCAUAUUGUUCUUCAUCAAGAAAUCAUCAACACUCAAGAAUAUGUCUAUGCCUUGACCUUCCUGGAGGUCCUUUUUAUUCAGCACCAUUUAUUCUUCAAGCUCGAGAUAAAAAAGAGUAUCAAAAAGAACUUGUUACUCUUGCUGUUGCUUCUGAUAAUAAGAAAUAUGUAUUAGAACAACUUCGUCUUUCUGUAGUAGAAUUUGGAGAGUGUUGUAUUAAAAAUGGAACGACAUAUGGUUAUUUAUUCUUUAAUUGUGAUAAAGAACGUGUGGGAGAAGCACAAAAUUUAAUCCAUUCAAUUCUAACUGGAGAAUUUGGUCAAAAGAAUAUAACGAGGUAUUACCUCAACUCAAGUCUUGACUCAGAAUAA
This is a messenger RNA of Entamoeba histolytica HM-1:IMSS, 711 nucleotides long. RefSeq lists its product as uncharacterized. NCBI's taxonomy places the organism in Eukaryota, Evosea, Mastigamoebida, Endamoebidae. Bases 1 to 711 code for a protein of 236 amino acids. The record is from RefSeq and is a predicted model, not a curated record. The transcript has a single exon.